Molecule: messenger RNA, 600 nt
Organism: Eruca vesicaria subsp. sativa (arugula)
Lineage: Eukaryota; Viridiplantae; Streptophyta; Magnoliopsida; Brassicales; Brassicaceae
Source: the annotation of a GenBank genome assembly
AUGGCGAUUCUGUACGCACUCGUGGCGCGUGGGACGGUGGUGCUCGCAGAAUUCACAUCGACGUCAACGUCAACGAACGCGAGCACGAUCGCAAAACAGAUCCUGGAGAAGGUCCCUGGGAACAACGACAUCAACGUCUCAUAUUCUCAGGAUCGCUACGUCUUUCACGUUAAGCGUACCGAUGGCCUCACCGUUCUCUGUAUGGCCGAGGAAACCGCCGGAAGGAGGAUUCCAUUUGCAUUUCUGGAGGAUAUUCAUCAGAGGUUCGUAAGGACUUAUGCCAGGGCAGUUCAUACAGCACAAACUUAUGCAAUGAACGAGGAGUUCUCAAGAGUUCUAAGUCAACAGAUUGAGUAUUACUCUAAUGAUCUUAAUGCCGAUAGAAUCAAUCGGAUCAAGGAUGAAUUGAAUCAGGUGCGGGAUGUCAUGAUAGAGAACAUUGACAAAAUUGUAGACAGAGGUGAACGUUUGGAGCUUCUUGUCGACACAACUGCUAAAAUGCAGGGGAGUGCAUCCCGUUUCAAAGACAAAGCUCGCCGUUUAAGAAUCACCGAGUGGUGGAGGAAUUGCAAGCUCACGUACGUUUCCUUUAUACCAUAA